CCUGUCGCUCGCUUGCCUGUGAUUGCGAGAAGAGAGAGGGGUUCAUCCCCAAAGUUCUGAUCUCUCUCCAUCCCAUCCUUAACAUCGCACACCUCAACACUCCACGCCUCCUGCACCUUAAUCCCUCCCUGUGCCUGUACCGGUACCUGUCCCUCCUUGGUUCUCUUUCCCGCCCUUGAAUGGCUCCCUCGCCCCCUACACUCUCAGCAACCCGUCCUCCCCAACCCAACAGCUGCCUAGCAUCCUCCUUCUCGCCUCUACCAUACUCUCGUCUCGCUACUUUUCACAUCUAACAUCCACGCAAAAACUGAUUCAGUACAUAUCACUUCUCCAUGACAUCACAGGAGCAGCUCGAUGCGAAGAGACGAAGGGUCUCCAGGGCAUGCGACACCUGCAGAAGGAAAAAAGUUCGUUGCGACGGCGUACAACCCUCCUGCACCAACUGCACAACCUUUGGCUUCCAAUGCACAUUCAAUGACUCUGCCAAGAAAAGGGGUCCUCCCAAGGGAUACAUUGAGGCCUUGGAGAACAGGCUACAUAGGAUGGAGAAUCUCCUUGGAGGUCUCGUGCAGGGAGGUGGUGAUCGUGUCAAGGUAGACCUUGACAACUGGCAUGAGGAGCACGAGGACGACCUGGACGUCCUAGACUCGGCCAGCUGGUCCCCACACUCGCCUGAUACUCCAACUGUAAAGGUUGGUUAUCACAAGCAGAGCAUCGACUCGAACCUGUCAACAGGAACUGCAGCAUCCAUGAGACCUAUCACCAGCAAUCAAGUGUGCCGCUCGCCCGAUGCAGAAGAUAAAUUUAAAGAAGAGGACGAAGAGGGGGUUAUGGAAUACGACCGGGAUGCGAGAGCCAAAAUCAAUGCGCUAUCCGACAGAAUGGACUCAAUGUCGUUGGACAACGGAGGAUUCAUCCGCUAUCUCGGCAACAGUUCUGGGAUCGACCUGCUACAAAGAAGUCAGCUUCUCAGGAGCGGAUAUCUAUUGGUACCCAUCAAAGUGAGAGACCAUCAAGAGUGGCUGACAGAACGAGAAUCGGCCGUGGCGAAUCUGGCGUCCGAGAUGCCAUUGCCACCUAGGGAUCUGGCUGAACAUCUGAUUAAAUGCUACUGGACCUAUGUGCACCCACACAUCCCUAUCGUUCACAAGUCGACCUUCAUGAAGCAAUAUCAAAACCCUGACCCUGGAAAGCGCCCGCCCAUCGUGCUACUUACUGCCAUGUUUUCGAUAGCAUCUCGCUUUUCGGAUCAUCCCGAGAUUAUUGGACAUGGGCACGAUCCCGAGGGGUUCGGCGAUGAGUAUUUCGAUAGGGCCAAGCGUUUGGUGGAUCUGGAAUAUGAGCUACCCAGACAGUCGUCGAUUCAGGCGCUACUGCUCAUGACUGCCUACCGUUUUACGAGCGCCAAGUCCGGAGGUCGUGUGUGGGUGAUGUUGGGUAUGGCUACAAGGAUGGCACAGGACAUGGGUAUGCACCGCAACUCAGCGCGCUGGCACUUGCCACCACUGGAGACGGAGAUCCGCAAGCGACUAUGGUGGGCCUUGUACCAGAUGGACCGAUGGGUUAGCGCCUCGAUGGGACGGCCCAUGUCGAUCGAUGAUAACGACUGCGAUGUGGAUUUCCCUUCAGCGCUCGAGGAGGACUGGGCAGAACUUGAGGGCGGCAGCCCGGCGACAACGACGCUGGACAAUGGCGAAAGACCCAAGGAGGAAACGUCGUUCUCGCUGGAUUAUUUUGUGGAAAUGAUCAAGUUGUCGCAGAUCCUGGGACAGGUCUUGAAGCGGAUCUAUGGUGCAACGACCAGGAACCAUGGUCCGCUCCAGAUCAGUUCGACGGCUGCGGAACUCGAUACAACGCUCACCAAUUGGCUGCUUGCCCUGCCGUCAGAUCUAAAAUAUGAUCACCGAACGAUGGCGAAUAGUGGGGCCAAGAUCAAUCGGUGGGUCGCUUCCAUCCACAGCGCAUACUACACGGUGCUGAUCUUGCUGCACCGCCCCUACAUGACCCCCACGUCGCUCACGCAGACGAAACUGUCCGAAUCCUUGCCCUCGCUGAACAUUGCAGUCUCGGCAGCCAACUCGAUCACAUACCUCUUGGGAAAGCUGGAUGAAGACGACAAUCUCCGAUACACAUGGCAUGUUACGACGUACGAGGUCUUUACCUCGUCUAUGAUCCACUUGACCAACUCGGCGUCAGUAAAUAUCCGACUGCAGACGCAGGCUCGGAAUAAUCUCAUCAAAAACAUCUCGUAUAUGAAGAAGCUAGGCCGCCGCUGGUUCCACAGCGCAAAGUUCUCUCUGAUCUUGGAAGACCUCAUGUGCGCGCAUCUAAACUUUGAUGCCUACCAAACCGAAGGCCGGUCCAUGGAAGCGGUCCCGAUAGCUAAAGUCGGGGAGUUCGACAUAACCUAUCCGAUCAUACUUCGUGACCAGAGCCAUCCUUCAGGAGGAUCCUUGCUAUUUGCCCCAAAGGCCUCCACAUCAGCACAGACGCCUCCCUCGGCCUCGACCACGCCCGGCUCCUCGCCUUCGAUGGCUAUGGUUCACCAUCCGGAUGCACAGGAUACUAGCAGCAACAAGCUCGACGGCAGUGGAUCCGACACUCCAUCUGCAGCUUUGAACGAUUCUACGGUCACGCCAGCUCUGACAUCUAGAGGAGGACAAUCUGCGGCCAAUAUUAAUGCCGCGCAGACUGCAGUUUCUCGAUCGAUAAAGAAGAGCCGAAAGCCAAGCUCUCAGCGGAACUCUCUUCUGUUCCACUCCAAUCCAUCCUCACCCAUCUCAACAUCAUCAAGCAGCAGUAGUACACUUCCAGCACCAUCAACGCCGUCCUCUUCGUCCUCGGAUCAGUCCUCGCUAUUCUUGUUCUCGUCCCUCUCGACGCCGGGCAUGUUUGCGCAGGGCCAGGCUUUUAUGGACUAUGAGCAAAUGAUGACCCAGCAACAGCUGCAGUUGCACCAGUUUCAAUCGCAGGAUCCACAACAGUUACAACAGCAAUCAUUUUCAGCGACACCGCUGCUUUCGUCUCCGUUUGCGCUUCAGUUCAAGGGUCCUGCUACCAGUGGACAGGGACAGCAGCCUUCUUUGCUUCCAGUAGCAAAUGCCAUGCCGAGCCAACACCAGGAUCAACAGCGGCAACAAGGACAGCAAUACAUGCAGUUCCAACAGCAGGCCCUAGGUGAACAAAAUUUACCUCAGCAGCUUCCUCCUCAAUCACAGAAUGGUAGCUUCGGCUACAUGAAUACGGGUGUGUCGACCAUGGACUCGAUAAGCAAUAGCAACAACAACGCAUUCGGCUUUCUUAACAAUAAUAACGGGAACAGUAACAGUGCAAUACCCUCUGGCGGACAGGGAGAUUACUCCAACUUAUCGCUUUUUCCUCCACAACAGCAGCAGUCGCAGCAGCAAGAUUUUGCUGUGGGUGUUCAAAAUCCAAACACCGUCGCAACCGCGGCGGUCCCGAAUCCGUUCUUUGGAAUACCUAACACGAUCGAUUGGGACGAAUGGAACCAAUACAUUGCCAGCUCAGGAUUGCAAAAGUUCUAAUACAAGCAUUGCACAUGUACCAUAGUCGAUAUAGCAUACCGUAAUGGAGAUAAAAUGUUUGGAUAUUUAUUAUUUGAUACAAGCGUUGAAAGCGAAAAAAAAAAAAAAAAAA
Molecule: messenger RNA, 3657 nt
Organism: Gamsiella multidivaricata
Lineage: Eukaryota; Fungi; Mortierellomycota; Mortierellomycetes; Mortierellales; Mortierellaceae
Product: fungal-specific transcription factor domain-containing protein
Exons: 4
Coding region: 333-3545 (1070 amino acids)
Biological process (GO): regulation of DNA-templated transcription; DNA-templated transcription
Molecular function (GO): zinc ion binding; DNA binding; DNA-binding transcription factor activity, RNA polymerase II-specific
Source: RefSeq, a predicted model, not a curated record